UAUAUAUUACUCAUGUGUAUUUGACAACUGUUGCUGUAACAUCGUAUAGAAAUUAUUUAAAAUAUUUUUUAUCAUUAUAUAUUAUACUAUAUAUUAAACUACUAUUAAAAAAAUAGAAUUAUAAAGUUAUAGAACUAUUUAAAAUCAUUGUUAAAAUGAACAAAUUAAUUUUUCUGAUUGUUAUUUUGUUAACUUUAUUAAUUAAUCAAGGAGAAAGCUUAUAUUGUUAUCGCUGUGAUAGCAAUCAUCCUGGGUGUGGCACACUUUUGAAUUGGUUAUGGUAUUGGGGAGAAACAUGUCCAGAAUAUGAUGACAAAUGUGUAAAAAUUAUUGAAAGAAAAGGAGCUGAAACAAUGAUAACACGUGAUUGUUUAAGCUCUGUUCGUAGUUUUAGAACAGAUAUUCCAGCUGAUCGGUAUGAAGGUUGUCGACCAGCUGCAAAAGAUGUCAGAUUAGGACAUUAUGUAAAUAAUUCUAUUUGGCAAUUAGAUAUUCACAGAGAUUAUUAUGAUGAAGUAACAUGGUGUUUCUGUUAUUUUGAUCAUAGAUGUAAUAAUUCUAAUAAUAUUAAUAUUUCAAUACUAUUGUUAUUUAUAGGUAUUGGAAUACAAUAUGCAAUAUAAAACAUUUAUAAGAUAUUAAAUAUUAAAUAUAAAUAUAAAUAUUUAAUAUUUAAUAUUACAUAAAUAUUAUA
This is a messenger RNA of Apis dorsata (giant honeybee), 694 nucleotides long. RefSeq lists its product as uncharacterized. Bases 156 to 623 code for a protein of 155 amino acids. The transcript is spliced from 3 exons. Lineage: Eukaryota; Metazoa; Arthropoda; Insecta; Hymenoptera; Apidae. Gene Ontology annotation, biological process: regulation of synaptic transmission, cholinergic; positive regulation of voltage-gated potassium channel activity; sleep. The record is from RefSeq and is a predicted model, not a curated record.